ACAUAUUUAAAAUAUCUAAGAAUUUUUUGGCACUUCACUCUCCUCCUCUUAAAGUUCUCUGAAUCUCUGUGGCAGUGUCUUUAGAUUCAGGAACAAAACAGAGAAAAGAGUUGGCUAGUUUUCAGGAGGGCAAAGUUCUCAUCCACCCAAUAGGCAGGAUGUUUUUUCUGCUUUGACUGCUGGCCUGAAUUCAGAUUCAAACCCACAUAUUCUAACAUAUGCAGGUAGGACAAUUACACUAAAAUAUGGACCCAAAUACCAUUUUUAAUGUCUGGGUAAUCAUAUAAGGGUUGAAGUAUCAGGAUAUUGAUAGAAACUCUGUUAUCAGAUGGCCUGGGUUUAAAUCCCAGCUCUGCCUCUUAUUAGCUGUGUGAACUUAAGGCAAGUUAAUUUCUCUAGGCAUUUGUUUCCUCAUCAGUCAUGCAGUGAUAAUAAUAGUACCUUCCUCAUAGUGUCAAUAUAAGAAUGAGAAGAGUCAAACCAUGCAAAUCACUUAAGGCAGUUUCUUGCACAAGCUCUUGAUAAAUAUUAGCGAUUGCUAUUGUUGCUGUUAUUAUUUGGUCAGUCAUGUUCCUUGUGAUGUCAUGUCUGAUUUUCAUGGGCAAGUGGACCCUUCUUUCUCUUCCUAUAGUGUCUAUGUCCUAGAAGCAUGCUGUUCUAGAACCAUUCACAUGUCUAGAACAGUUCACUUGUCUUGUGUCCCCACUAGACUGUCAGAUUUUUGAAGGUAUUUUAUACACAUUUUUAUAUCCCCAGUUUAUUGAAUAAACUAAUCUGAAAUAGGAACUAUUGGGUUAGAUACGGUUUCUAUUCAAAUUUGUAUUUUUAUACAAUUAGGCAAUAGAUUCCCUGGCACUUUCCCUGGCACUGGUAUGAGACCAGAAAACAUGACUAGGCUGCUUUGCUACUUACUGACUAUUUGACCUUGGGUACAUAGAUGACUGCAUUUCUUGAGUCUCAGUUUUUUCAUCUAUCAAGUGACAAUAAUAAUAACAGUACUUUGUAGGGUGGUUGUGAGAAUGAAAUGAGAUUAUAUGUAUCAAACCAGAUAUAUAGAAAGCCUUCUUGUUAGCAAUUAUUAUUCUGCUCUUUUCCCCUUAUUCCAAAGUGCUGCUCAACAAGAAUUCGAAGACAAUUGGACAGAAACCUCACCUUUCAUAAAAUGGUGGCAUGGAUGAUUGCACUUCACACUGCUAUCCACACCAUUGCCCAUCUAUUUAAUGUGGAGUGGUGUGUGAAUGCCCGGGUCAACAACUCUGAUAAUUAUUCAAUAUUACUCUCUAACAUUGGAGAUAAGCCUGGUGAAACUUAUCUCAAUUUUGUUCGAGAAAGAAUCAAGAACCCAGAAGGAGGCCUGUACGUGGCUGUGACUCGGUUGGCAGGCAUUACUGGAGUUGUCAUCACGUUAUGCCUCAUAUUAAUUAUCACCUCCUCCACCAAAACCAUCCGGAGAUCUUACUUUGAAGUCUUUUGGUACACUCAUCAUCUCUUUGUGAUCUUCUUCAUUGGUCUUGCCAUCCAUGGAGCUGAACGAAUUGUACGAGGACAAACUGACAAGAGUUUGGAGGAGAGCCCCCCAAAGAAGUGUUCCGAUAAGAUCUUAGAUUGGGGAAAACCAAAUGAAAACUGCACAAUCCCGAGGUUCUCUGGGAACCCUCCUAUGACUUGGAAAUGGAUAGUCGGUCCCAUGUUCCUGUAUCUCUGUGAGAGGUUGGUCCGGUUUUGGCGAUCUCAACAGAAAGUAGUCAUCACCAAGGUGGUCACUCACCCUUUCAAAACCAUUGAGCUACAGAUGAAGAAGAAGGGAUUCAAGAUGGAAGUGGGACAAUACAUUUUUGUCAAGUGCCCCAAGGUGUCCAAGCUGGAGUGGCAUCCCUUCACACUGACCUCUGCCCCUGAAGAAGACUUCUUUAGCAUCCAUAUCCGUAUUGUUGGCGACUGGACGGAGGGGCUGUUCAAUGCUUGUGGGUGUGAUAAGCAGGAAUUUCAAGAUGCCUGGAAACUACCUAAGAUAGCCGUUGAUGGACCCUUUGGCACAGCCAGUGAAGAUGUGUUCAGCUACGAGGUGGUGAUGUUAGUGGGAGCAGGGAUUGGGGUCACGCCCUUCGCAUCCAUUCUCAAGUCAGUCUGGUACAAAUAUUGUAAUAACGCCAUCAAUCUGAAGCUCAAAAAGAUAUACUUCUACUGGCUGUGCCGGGACACUCAUGCCUUUGAGUGGUUUGCGGACCUGCUGCAGCUGCUGGAGAGCCAGAUGCAGGAGAGGAACAACGCUGACUUCCUCAGCUACAACAUCUAUCUCACCGGCUGGGAUGAGUCUCAGGCCAAUCACUUUGCUGUGCACCAUGAUGAGGAGAAAGACGUGAUCACAGGCCUGAAACAAAAAACUCUGUAUGGACGGCCCAACUGGGAUAAUGAGUUCAAGACAAUUGCAAGUCAGCACCCAAAUACCAGAAUAGGAGUUUUCCUUUGUGGACCUGAAGCGUUGGCUGAAACCCUCAGUAAACAGAGCAUCUCCAACUCCGACGCUGGCCCUAGGGGAGUGCAUUUCAUCUUCAACAAGGAAAACUUCUAACUUGUCUCUUCCAUGAGGAAACAAAUACGAGUUAUGCUGCCAAAUGCCCACAUAAUGCUAGUUAAUGCCCUUUUUUAAAAAGGAGAAAAAGAAACUAUAAUGUGAUGUUUUUUUCCUCCAAGGAAUGUCGGAGGUUUUUUUGAUAGCGAUAAAAACUCUGUAUGGGAUGUUAUGGUUUCCAGAGCACUUUUGUAAACAUUAUUUCAAUUUUUCCUCAGUAAUGCCAUAAGGAAGUGAGGACAGGGAUUCCUGGACUCAUUUUUAGGGUAAAGGAAUGAAGGCUUAAAAUGGUUGAGUAACUUAUCUUAGAUUAUGAAGCUGAGAGCAGAUCUCAGCCAUCUGACUCCAGGUUUGGUGUUCUUUCCACAAUACCAGGCUGCCUCAAAAUGGGUUCGUAUGCUCCUGAAAGGAAGCAGUGAAUCACAGAAUAGCUAUUCGUUUUUCACUGUGCCAUCUUUGUUAUCAUUAUUGUCAUUUUGAAGGACAUUUUCCAGGUAGUUUGGAGCUAAUAUAUGCUGAGAGUGACUCAACACACAAUAGUGGCUGGGUUGACAUCUAAGUAUACUCCAGUUUACCAAGAGAGCAGCCUAACUGGAUCAGAGAUUCUUCCUAAAAAAAAAAAGAUUGGGGUUAAAAUAAUACAAAGUGUUUACCAUGGCGCUUGGCCGACAGUGGGCAGUCAAUGAAAGUUUGUUGAAUGAAUGAAUGACAUGACAUUUAGAGCCACAUGAUGCCAAGUUAGCAUUAUUUUAAAGUCUUAAACAGAAUUAUCACAAGAAACAACUUCGGUUAUUCUUAUAGACUGAAGGAAUCUGAUUCUCCUGAGGGUAGAGAACAUGCUAAGUAGCUCACCAGUAUGAUGUCCUGGAGGUUCCCUCACAGCCUUAUUUGAAGCAUGAAGGAAAUGGGGAUAGAUGCAGAGAAUUGACCUCCUGCCAUAACUCUGGCAGGCUCUUCUAGUCCUGCUUCCUGUGAUUUGAAAGAAGUUCAGACUGAUUUAGUGCCUGCAAGUACAGCCAGCCCUUGUGAAUUUAAAAUUAAGAAUUGUGACAAAUGUGUAUCUGAUUUGCCCAUCUACCUUAAAUAGCAUCCACCCGUUGUCUUACUUAAAUGCUCACACAAACAAAACCUAGCUAAGGGUUUAUUAUUUUCUCAUUCUCAUCAUCAUCUUUAAAUUUACAUUCUAGAAACUAAAAUCCCCAGCUUACUGUGUAAGUAUUGACUUCACAACUAAUAGAAUGUUCUGGAUAUUUGUGAGUUCAAGACAGAGUCUCUAAGUCACUGUUAGUGUGGCAAGACAUAGUGUAUUUUCUUAGAACUGCUACAUUUCUGGGAACUAGAAACAGCUUUAUUUACCCCACCCUCUAGAGCCACAGAUUAUUAGAACUACUCGACUUUGGUAAAGAGGAAGAAAAAAGGGAACAAGGGUAAGGGCAGAAGGCUGGGUUAGGAGGAAAGGGAAGAGAAAAGGGGGUUAAGAGUAGACAGAGAAGGAAAGAAAGCAAAAAUGACAAAAGGAAAGCUAGGGGACCUCCUGUUGGUCAAUUCCUGCCUCAAAUUUCUUAAAACUUUGUGUAUAUUAAAUGUAAUCGAAGGAUGCAUGUGCUUAUGCAUUUUAUUUUGGUUACAUAUGGGAUCAAAUCUUGUAUAUUCUAAGCUUUGUUCACAAAUUUUGGGUACUCAGUAGGCAUAUUCAGGGUAGUGGGGUGAACUAGUAAGAACUCAGCUUUUUUAAAAGGGGGUACUGCUCUUCCUUUGGGCUCCUAAGUUCCCAAGGCUCUGAGGGUUGGUCCUGGAAAGUUAGGCCUGAUAUGAGAAACUUUCCUCCCCAAAACGUCCUGGUAAGGUUUCUGCUUGGAGCAACUUAGGUCCAAUCUGAUUAUAUCACACCCCAGGUGUCAAUUCAUUCAUUCAACAAACAUUUAUUCUGCUAUUACUGUUACUCAGGCUCUAUGUUCGUUGUUUUGAUUCUUUACACCAAAGUGUGAGCAGGAGGGGGAAACUUGGUUAUAAGAAGUCUGAGAAACUUGGCUCUUUCUGACCUACAUGGCAAAAGUAAAACGAGCUCCAAUUGCUCUGAGACAGUUAUCUUAUUUGUGAGAUGAAAAGUGAGGGAAAAGUUCAUCAUUAUGAGAGCUUACUUCUUCUUUCUCCUCCCUAGCUUCCAGCUGCCAGCCCAGCUUUUGCAUUUUAGCAUUUAGUAAAGGUACUAAGAAAGCAAUGAAGCAUGGCUUUUGAUCUGAAGGCUUUUUAGUUCUCCUGCUUUUGCAAUACUGUGCUUAUGAAAUUUGAAUAUUUGGGAGUAUUGCAUAUGAAUAGUUUGGGGGAAGAUCCUAGGAGAUAAUUCCCAGGAAGAACGAUUAAAACUGCUCAACUAUUAGAAUGAA
This is a messenger RNA of Choloepus didactylus (southern two-toed sloth), 4959 nucleotides long. RefSeq names its product cytochrome b-245 heavy chain (gene CYBB). Gene Ontology annotation, biological process: superoxide anion generation; defense response. The transcript has 10 exons. Gene Ontology annotation, cellular component: plasma membrane; NADPH oxidase complex. The coding region runs from base 1163 to 2572 and encodes 469 amino acids. Gene Ontology annotation, molecular function: superoxide-generating NAD(P)H oxidase activity. NCBI's taxonomy places the organism in Eukaryota, Metazoa, Chordata, Mammalia, Pilosa, Megalonychidae. The record is from RefSeq and is a predicted model, not a curated record.